Equus quagga is the source of this 7251-nucleotide messenger RNA. RefSeq names its product immunoglobulin superfamily member 3 (gene IGSF3). Bases 746 to 4390 code for a protein of 1214 amino acids. The transcript has 12 exons. NCBI's taxonomy places the organism in Eukaryota, Metazoa, Chordata, Mammalia, Perissodactyla, Equidae. The record is from RefSeq and is a predicted model, not a curated record.
CGAAAGGAAUUCCCAGGAGUGAAGCAUUUGCUGAAAGUAUUGCAGGAACAAUCGGGCUUCCACAAUUGUCCUGCUCUGGACAGGGAAACUGAGGCGGAGGCACGUGUAGCGACUUGCCCAAGAAAUCUGCUGGCAUUGUGGGACCGCUUCAGGGCUGCCGAACGCCAACUUGCUUCGUGUGUUCUGGGCAGGUCUGGGGCAGGUGGCAGCUUCCGUGACCUAACAUCAUGGAUGGAGACCGACUCUUUGCUGAAGAAAUCAAAACAGUCGAUGCCAGCCGGGGCGAUUUGGCUGUCAAAGGUUUUGACAAAACCUGCUCUGUUCCUUCUGGGGAAUCCGAAUGAGGGAGAUUACAGACACCUUCACUGGGAAGCCAAGGACAUUUCUGUAUAAUCAGUGGAUGAAAGGAUUUUCUCAGACUCUUCUUUUCCCCUUUUCCUUGAGGAUUAAUCCACUGCAAUCUACAAUUCCAGUGCAAACCUCAAGGCACACGAUGUGCCAGAAGCCUAGAGCGCUUUCCGAAUUGUUCUGGACCCUUCUUUAGCAUAGGGGAGUUUAACACCGGCCACCCGCCGCCCCUCCCCCCACUCCCUCCUGCUGAUCUCUUCUCUUUAACCUGUUUUCAUUUUCUAAGUUCUGUUUCCAAAAUUGUCCUCUGGAGCUAUAAGUGGAUUGCCAGACAUGAGAGAUUAAGUACUGGGAGAAGAGGAAGCGCCCUGGGUUGUGUCUCCUCUUGGCUGCCGACAUGAAGUGCUUUUUCCCAGUGCUGAGCUGUCUGGCUGUGCUGGGUGUAGUGUCCGCACAGCGGCAGGUGGCGGUCCAGGAAGGACCCUUGUACCGCACGGAGGGCUCCCACAUCACCAUCUGGUGCAACGUGAGUGGCUACCAGGAACCUUCUGAGCAGAAUUUCCAGUGGUCCAUUUACCUGCCCUCCGCCCCAGAGCGUGAGGUCCAGAUCGUCAGCACCAUGGACUCUUCCUUCCCUUACGCCAUCUAUACCCAGCGUGUCCGCAGUGGGAAGAUCUACGUGGAGAGAGUCCAGGGGAACUCGGCCUUAUUGCACAUCACCGAUCUCCAGGCCCGGGACACGGGGGAGUAUGAAUGCCAUACGCCCAAUACCGAGAAGCAAUACUUUGGGAGUUACAGUGCCAAGAUGAACCUAGUGGUGAUCCCAGAUUCUCUGCAGACCACCGCUGUACCCCAGACGCUGCACAAAGUGGAACAGGACCCUCUGGAGCUGACGUGUGAGGUGGCCACGGAGACAUUCCAGCACAGCCACCUGUCUGUGACCUGGCUCCGGCAGCGAGGCGGCGAGAAGCCGGUGGAGGUUAUCUCCCUGAGCCGCGAUUUCGUGCUUCACUCCAGCAGCGAAUACGGCCAGAGGCAGAGCCUGGGGGAGGUGCGGCUGGACAAGCUGGGGAGCACCACCUUCCGCCUCACUGUCUUCCACCUGCAGCCUUCCGACCAGGGCGAGUUCUACUGCGAGGCCGCUGAGUGGAUCCAGGACCCAGACGGCUCGUGGUAUGCCAUAACCCGAAAGCGUUCUGAGGGCACCGUGGUCAACGUCCAGCCCACUGACAAAGAGUUCACCGUCCGGCUGGAAACGGAGAAGCGGCUGUACACGGUCGGUGAGCCGGUGGAGUUCAGAUGCAUCCUGGAGGCUCAGAACAUUCCUGACCGUUACUUUGCUGUCUCCUGGGCCUUCAACAGCUCACUCAUUGCCAGUAUGGGGCCUAAUGCUGUGCCAGUCCUCAACAGUGAAUUCACCCAUCGGGAAGCCAGAGGUCAGCUUAAAGUGGCCAAAGAGAGCGACAGUGUCUUUGUGCUGAAGAUCUACCACCUCCGCCAGGAGGACGGCGGGAAAUACAACUGUCGUGUGACAGAGAGAGAGAAGACAGUCACUGGGGAAUUCAUCGACAAGGAGAGCAAGCGUCCCAAGAACAUCCCCAUCAUAGUCCUCCCCAUCACAGAUAACUGGGUAGUUAAAGUCCCUCAGCACCACCAGAUGCUGCCCCAAGGCCACUUGGAGAGCAGCAUCUCCGUGGAGGUGGCCAGCAAUGCCAGCGUCAUCCUUGAGGGUGAGAACCUGCACUUCUCCUGCAGCGUCCGCACGGCUGGCAGGCCACAGGGCCGCUUCUCCGUCAUCUGGCAGCUCGUGGACAGGCAGAACCGCCGCAGUAACAUCAUGUGGCUAGACCGGGAUGGCACUGUGCAGCCAGGGGCAUCCUACUGGGAGCGCAGCAGCUUUGGGGGCGUCCAAAUGGAGCAGGUGCAGCCCAACUCGUUCAGCCUGGGCAUCUUCAACAGCAGGAGGGAGGACGAGGGCCAGUAUGAGUGCCACGUGACCGAAUGGGUGCGGGCAGUGGAUGGCGAGUGGCAGAUCGUCGGGGAGCGCCGGGCCAGCACCCCUGUCUCCAUCACGGCUCUCGAAACAGGCUUCGCGGUCACAGCCAUCUCCCGCACGCCGGGGGUGACCUACAGUGACUCCUUUGACUUGCAGUGCAUCAUCAAACCCCAUUACCCAGCACGGGUCCCUGUGUCAGUGACAUGGCGGUUCCAGCCAGUGGGCACUGUCGAGUUCCAUGACCUGGUGACCUUCACCCGGGAUGGAGGAGUCCAGUGGGGGGAUAGGUCCUCCAGCUUCCGAACUCGAACUGCCAUCGAGAAGGCUGAGUCCAGCAACAACGUCCGCCUGAGCAUCAGCCGAGCCAGUGACACGGAGGCGGGCAAGUACCAGUGUGUGGCCGAGCUGUGGAGGAGGAACUACAACAACACCUGGACGCGGCUGGCCGAAAGGACCUCCAACCUGCUGGAGAUCAGGGUGUUGCAGCCAGUGACAAAGCUGCAGGUGAGCAAAUCAAAGAGGACCCUCACCCUGGUGGAAGACAGGCCCAUCCAGCUGAACUGCUCGGUCAAGUCUCAGACCAGCCAGAACUCCCACUUCGCUGUGCUCUGGUAUGUCCACAAGCCCUCGGAUGCCGACGGCAAGCUCAUCCUCAAGACCACCCACAACUCGGCCUUCGAGUACGGCACCUAUGCGGAGGAGGAGGGCCUGAGAGCCAGGCUCCAGUUUGAGAGGCACGUGUCUGGGGGCCUGUUCAGCCUCACUGUCCAGAGAGCUGAAGUCAGCGACAGCGGCAGCUACUACUGCCAUGUGGAGGAGUGGCUGCUGAGCCCCAACUACGCCUGGUACAAGCUGGCAGAGGAGGUUUCAGGGCGCACGGAAGUCACUGUGAAGCAGCCAGAUAGCCGCCUGAAGCUCAGCCAAGCACAGGGGAACCUGUCGGUUCUGGAGACGCAGCAGGUGCAGCUGGAGUGUGUGGUCGUGAACCGCACCCGCGUGGCCUCCCAGCUCGUGGUGGAGUGGUUUGUGUGGAAGCCCAACCACCCGGAGCGGGAGACCGUGGCCCGCCUGAGCCGCGAGGCCACCUUCCACUAUGGAGAGCAGGCAGCGAAAAACAACCUGGAGGGGAGGCUGCACUUGGAGAGUCCUUCCUCGGGCGUGUACCGGCUCUUCAUCCAGAACGUGGCAGUGCAGGACAGCGGCACCUACAGCUGCCGCGUGGAGGAGUGGCUGCCCAGCCCCAGUGGUGUGUGGUAUAAGCGGGCAGAGGAUACUGCUGGGCAGACGGCUGUUACGGUCAUGCGACCAGAUGCCGCCCUGCAGGUGGAUACGGUGGUCCCCAACGCCACGGUGUCCGAGAAGGCAGCUUUCCAGCUGGACUGUAGCAUUGUGUCUCGCUCAAGCCAGGACUCCCGCUUUGCCGUGGCCUGGUAUUCCCUGAGGACUAAAGCUGGAGGGAAAAGGGGCAGCCCUGGCCUGGAAGAACAAGAGGAGGAGGGGGAGGAGGGAGCGGAGGCGGAGGAGGGGGAGGAGGAGAACCCAAUGGAGCGGAUGGCCCUGCUGAGCGUGGGCCCAGAUGCUGUCUUUGGCCCAGAGGGCAGCCCCUGGGAGGGCAGGCUUCGCUUCCAGAGGCUCUCCCCAUUGCUCUACCGGCUCACGGUGCUGCAGGCAAGCCCCCGAGACACGGGCAACUACUCCUGCCGCGUGGAGGAGUGGCUGCCCAGCCCGCAGAAGGAAUGGUACCGGCUCACGGAGGAGGAGUCCGCUCCCAUCGGCAUCCGUGUUCUGGACACAAGUUCCACCCUGCAGUCCGUCAUCUGCUCCAACGACGCUCUCUUCUACUUCAUCUUCUUCUACCCUUUCCCCAUCUUUGGCAUCCUUAUCAUCACCAUCCUGCUGGUGCGCUUCAAGAGCCGGAACUCCAGCAAGAACUCUGAUGGGAAGAAUGGGGUGCCGCUGUUGUGGAUCAAAGAACCACACCUCAACUACUCCCCCACUUGCCUGGAGCCCCCUGUGCUCAGUAUCCACCCAGGAGCCAUAGACUAAGGGGGUCCUAAGAAGACAUCGGCCACGGAGGAGCAGAGGAGCUCCCUUGCUGCCUCUUGCUCUGCAGUCAGACGGCGGAUAGCACCCAAACUCGGGAGUGCUCGCGCAGAGAAUUGUCAGACUUGAGAAGUGUUUCAAGUCCCCGUCAGUCACAGAGACAGACUGCCUUUAGGCGGCAGUCCUGGUGGUUAGCUAUUUUUGAGCAGAUGCCGUCAUCCUGCGGAAUUAGGUUUGUUUUUAUUUUUGGUAGCGUACUGAGUAGCUCCAGGUGCCACAUCUACUCACUGACUUAGAUAGUAUUCUCAGAUCGAUGUUACAGGGGCUCUUCUUCUUUGUAAUGGACUCUUUUUAAAUCCCUUUGGCUUCCCCUUUUUUCUGUAAUGUUGUGGACGAACUUCUCUUACAUACAACUGAUGGCAAAAGGAAGGACAAACUUUAUAGCGCAAAGGAAUCUCUUCCAAGACUUUUCGUUUUUGCACACUUGAAAAUGCCGCCUGUGGAUCAAAAUAUACCCAAACAUUUUUUACUUUCUUAACAAGACUUGAAAAUUAUGUGUAAUGUGGGCCCAAUUUGUAUCUUAUCUUUUCCCUCAGCUGGAGUUCUUGGAACCACUUUGGAACCGAAAUGAAAGCAUUGAAUUUUGCUUCAAAGAACUGUCUGUACAAGAGAAAUCCUGCAUAACCCCAUUAGGAGUAGAUGGUGCCCGGCCAGACUAUGUGUUAGGGAGGCAAAAAAAGGCUUCAUCCCAACCUUGCCAAAAAACAAGAAAACUUUCUUGGAGAACAAGUCAGAAGCUCCAAACAGCACACACUUUCCAAGUGAAAGGAGGCAGAGGCUGCUUUUAGCAGCUCCCAACUUUCGGAUCCAUCAAAGCCAGUGAUUAGUGAAGGAAGGAGAGAGAAGGCUGGUUGUUGGCUUGAUGUGUUCUGCACGGACAGUCUCUGAUAACUGCGAGCAGGUGGCUUCUAUUUUAAGGUGCUUUGCCAAACUCUAAAGUGGAAGUGGCCACUGAACCUGGAAGGGGGACAUCUCCGAGCUGAACACACGGGGCCCAAGCAGCCACUGUGUGCACUGAUGGAGGGCACUGGGGCUGACAGCUGUUCCUUGAAGAGUGGGCCAGCCAGGGGUGGGAGGGGGGUUUCCCGGGCCUGACGUCGGAGAGUGGGGAGGAAUAAUUGCCUCUCUGGAGGUAUGACGACUAGGUUUUUCUUCCUUCCACUUAGAUUUUCCUCAAAGAUAAUUCUGUCUUCCUUGUUCACCAUUUCUCUCUCCCUGCAUCUCACUGCCAUGAGAAUAUCAGCCCAGAGGAGGUCCAGAUGCAGCCCUUUGUAAUCCUUUCGGCUUACCUAGUCUCAGCAGAAAGUGAUCACCUGCUGUUGUGUGUGGGUUUUUUGCCCUUUGUUAGAUCUUGUUUGUGGUUUUUAGUGAUUCAGUUCAUUGUGAUGGCAGCUUUUCAUUUGAAUACCCUUAAAGCCCAACAAGGGCUGAUAUCAUCCUGUUAUUUUACACUGUUGGGCGAGAUGCUUGGCUCCCUUGGAGCAUCAUCAGUUGCCAGUAUUUCCUUUUGCUCACUCCCUGAAGAUGUUUCUAUGCCCUGGAUUUCCCAUAUUUUGCUGGCCAAGGGUGGCAGCUCCCUUCCUCUGUGAACUUGCCUCUUGAAUCCCAAAUGAUUUCUCAAUUUGGAAAAAGCCACUAGGCCUUCUGGAACUAAGUGUGACUAGAGAGAUGGCCGCAAAACUCUGUUCUGAGACUGAACAGACUCCGGAGCAGGCUCUGGGGUUCCCCAGGCCGUGUGGGCGCUGAUCUUGUCGGGGUCUGCAGGCGUGCAGGUGGCCUCGGGGCUCAGUGGAUGCGUUGUGCACCACAGCUGAGGGGAGGCACGGCGAUUGCUCAGCCGCGUUUGCAUAGGCUUCCAGUACUCUUAGGAGACAGUGUGGGUGCCAGCCUCAGCCCCGCUGCUGCCUAACAUGCUCAUUUUCAUUUCUUAUGCUGCAGCCGUGCUUUAGGGGUACAGAAUCAGUCAGCUCAGUGGUGAGGAGAGAAAGCAGUCUUUUGCCCCAUUUCUUCAUUUCUGGGGUGUGGGCUUUCAGUGGGAAAUUGCUGACCCCUAAUUGAUAGAAUGAGUCACUGGGGGAAGAUGACUGAUUUUUCCUCUGAGUGGAAUGAUGCUGGAGGGCUGGCUGGGACUGGGAUGGGUAAUGAAGGUUCGAGUUUGAAUUAGUUCACAGCCGUAGAAAAGUAGGCAUUGCACAUAAUUAUGUGAAGCAGUUGUGGGAAACUUGAAAGAAGAAACCGAAGCCAGUAUUUUAAUAAUUGCUUUUUCUGUGUAUUUUCUAUUGGGCUGGGGGAUACCCUCCAAGGGGCAGCUUUUCCAGCUUUCAGUGAAAAUCCCCAGGACCUUGUUUCUUUGGCCAUUUCUAUGGAAAUGUGGUGUCAGAAGAAUGGUAAUGGUGCCCCCCAGUGGCUGCAAGACCUCACUGCACCUCGCCUCCUGGAGCUUUUGUCCUCUGAGACGGGAGCAGAAAACUGCUGACUGCUCUCUUGACUUAUCGACAUCUACCAUGUUGCAUUCAUGAAAAACUACACUGUGUGAGGCCCGUUCCAGGACUUGGAUAUGACCACACCCUCUUUCACCAGGGUGUUUCUGUAGCAAGUUUUCAUAUUCUUUACAAACAAUGGUUUCUCUGCGUUAAUUGUUGAAGAGAAAAAAAAGAAAUGGGGUAAGAAAACUACCCAUGCAUGAUGUAGAGAGCUGUUGAUUUGAUUUUGUUUGUUUUUUUUAAGGAAAACUAUUUGUAAGAUGUUGCACUAAAAUGUUUUAUAUACACUUCAGAGACCUGUAGUAAAUUAUGUUGAAAAUA